AUGCUGCUGGAGCUAGUCAGCGGAAUCUUCCGUUCUCGAAGUCAACCUGCCUUUGUAGUAUUGCGAGGAGCCAGAUAUCAGCACAACAACAAACUGCCCGACGACUUCAAGAUCACCAUGUUGCUCACGCUGCUAUCGAGUCUCCUCUUGAGCGCAGUCAGCGCCUCCGCCGCCCGCCUGACCAUCUCCAUCCCACCAUCACCACCACAACUGCCUAAUCCAGCGACCCUCACAUCCUCUACCCACGCCGUCCUGCUAGGACCACCCGGAGUACGAUACGACGUCCCCUUGCGACGAGACAACAUCUUUCUCUUCCCAGACAUCGACGCGGCAAGCUACCUCCUCACCAUCCACAGCCGCGAUCACCAAUUCCCACCACUACGAGUCGACGUAGAGAAAACAGACAGCGCGCAGACGAUCUCGGCAUGGCAGACUUUCAGAGGGAACGAAUGGAGCAACAAGGGGCCUUCGUAUGGAUCUGCGCAGAACGAGGCUACGUUUGAAGUGCGGCCUUUCGCGCAGAAGGAGUUUUAUAUGGAGAGGGGAGGGUUCAACAUUUUGAGCUUCUUAAAGAGCCCGAUGAUUCUGAUGUCGUUGGUGUCGGUGGUUAUGAUCUUUGGGCUGCCGAAGAUGAUGGAGAAUAUGGACCCGGAGAUGAAGGCAGAAAUGGAGCAGAUGUCCAGCAAAGGGCCUAUCUCUGGCUCAGAAGGGGCUGCCAGUCAGAUCCAGAACUUCGAUUUGGCAGGCUGGAUGGCCGGCUCGGGCGGCGGAGGUGCUUCUGGAGGAAGUGGAAGCAAGAAACGAUGA
This is a messenger RNA of Saxophila tyrrhenica, 807 nucleotides long. RefSeq lists its product as uncharacterized. Gene Ontology annotation, cellular component: EMC complex. The record is from RefSeq and is a predicted model, not a curated record. The transcript is spliced from 3 exons. Lineage: Eukaryota; Fungi; Ascomycota; Dothideomycetes; Mycosphaerellales; Extremaceae. The coding region runs from base 1 to 807 and encodes 268 amino acids.